AUGGCUCAACAACAAUCUUCUCGUCUCAAUCGGCUACUCACUUUAUUAGACACUGGUUCGACACAAGCAACAAGAUUGACUGCUGCGAAGCAGAUUGGGGAGAUUGCGAAAUCGCAUCCUCAAGACUUGCAUUCUCUUCUGAAGAAGGUUUCUCAGUAUCUCCAUAGUAAAAACUGGGAUACAAGAGUCGCAGCUGCUCAUGCGAUUGGGGCUAUUUCUCAGAAUGUCAAGCACACUUCUUUGACUGAAUUAUUUGCUUCUGUCCAAACAAAGAUGUCUGAGAUUGGGGUUUCAGGUCUUGUCGAAGAUUUGGUGGCGUGCCCUAAUUUUCAUUCUCAAAUAAUAGCAAACGGUUCAUUUAGAAGCUUUGAUAUGAACAAGGUGUUGGAGUUUGGUGCUUUGCUGGCGUCUGGAGGUCAGGAAUAUGACAUUGCAAAUGAGAAUUCUAAGAAUCCACAGGAGCGAUUGGCUCGUCAGAAACAAAACCUGCGACGCCGUUUGGGUUUAGAUGUCUGUGAGCAGUUUAUGGAUGUCAAUGAUGUGAUUAAAGAUGAAGACCUUGUUGUCCACAAAUCACAGUCUCAAGGAAAUGGUUUAGAUCAUAGAUUUUACAAACACCCGUCAGUACAUAACAUCCAGCAACUUGUUGCAAGUAUGGUGCCGAGUGUCAUAUCCAAAAGACCAAGUGCAAGGGAGCUGAAUCUCUUAAAGCGAAAAGCAAAAAUAAACUCUAAAGACCAAGCGAAAAGUUGGUCAGAGGAUGGGGAUACAGAGGUGGCCUGUGCACAGAGUACAACUCCAAAGGGUUCAAAUGCAGACUCGUUGAGCUUUAAAAAGGCAGAUGCUGAUGAAGAAGACAACUUGGAGCACAGUGGAGAUGGGAGGUGGCCUUUCUAUGGUUUCGUUGAACAACUUAUUGUUGAUAUGUUUGACCCUGUUUGGGAGGUUCGCCAUGGCAGUGUCAUGGCUUUGAGAGAAAUCUUAACUCAUCAUGGUGGUUCUGCUGGAUUGGUUGUGCCUGACUUGAGCUUGGAUGGUGCUCUUGAUGAUCUCAGAGAGAUAGAUUAUUCAAAUGCCAUUAAAAGGGAGAGAGAAAUUGAUUUGAAUUUGCAAGUUUCAGCAGAUGACUCAGAGCCAAAUCCAAAAAGACAGAAAUCUGAAGAUGUGUCAUCUCAAACUAUGGAUAUGAUGGUCUCUACUAGCAAUCUUGGUAGUAGUGACAUUAGUGUAAAGGUUGAGGAUAGUGGAUGGAAUUUGUCUGAUGGGCAGGUUAAUGGCCAAGUUGAUGUUAUUAGUUCUGUUAAGAUGGAGCCCGAAUCUUACCCCAACGUUGCAUCUUAUCCAGCUGAAAGGACUGUUGGCAUGGUAGAGUCAAAGGGUUACCCUCAACAUCAGGGUCAUUUUCUGAAGUCAAAUAUGCAGAACAGUUUUCCUGAAAAUCACGAGCUGAUGAACUUGGUUAAAUUGGCCAGGCAUUCUUCUAUAAAAAAUAACGAAUUUCUUGAAGAUUGUGCAAUUCGUUUCUUAUGCAUAUUAUCACUAGAUCGUUUUGGAGACUAUGUAUCUGACCAGGUUGUUGCUCCAGUACGGGAAACUUGUGCGCAAGCAUUAGGUGCUGCAUUUAAGUAUAUGCAUCGCACUUUAGUUUAUGAAACAUUGAAUAUUCUGCUUCAAAUGCAGCGUAGACCAGAAUGGGAAAUUCGUCAUGGAAGCCUUUUGGGCAUCAAGUAUUUGGUUGCUGUUCGACAGGCUCAAUCAAGACUUCAACAACCUUGUCUUGAGUGUGACAUUCAGGAGAUGCUGCCUGAUUUGCUUGGCUAUGUUCUACCUGCUUGUAAAGCUGGACUGGAGGACCCUGACGAUGAUGUCAGGGCAGUUGCUGCAGAUGCUCUAAUACCUACUGCUGCUGCUAUUGUUUCUAUGAAGGGUCGGACAUUGCAUUCCAUUAUUAUGCUACUUUGGGAUAUCUUGCUUGAUUUGGAUGAUCUAAGUCCUUCCACUAGCAGUGUGAUGAAUCUCUUGGCAGAAAUCUAUUCCCAGGAAGAGAUGAUUCCCAAGAUGGCAUCAAAAGAGAAACAAGAGUUGGAUUUAAAUGAAGUGGUACAUGUUGAUGAUGUUGGAGAAGGACGAGACUCACAAGAAAAUCCAUACAUGUUAUCGACAUUGGCACCACGGUUAUGGCCAUUUAUGAGGCAUAGUAUCACAUCCGUCCGACAUUCAGCAAUUCGAACUUUGGAGCGAUUGCUUGAAGCUGGUUAUAAGAGGAACAUUUCUGAGCCAUCCAGUACGUCAUUUUGGCCCUCUUUUAUCUUGGGAGAUACCUUGAGGAUUGUUUUUCAGAAUCUGCUGCUGGAAUCAAAUGAGGAAAUUUUGCAGUGUUCAGAGAGGGUUUGGAGGCUUCUUGUCCAGUGCCCAGCAGAGGACUUGGAAGCUGCUGCAAGUUCAUACAUGGCUUCUUGGAUAGAACUUACAACUACUCCUUACGGCUCGCCAUUAGAUUCUACGAAGAUGUUUUGGCCUGUGGCUCCACCUCGAACGUCUCAUUUUAAAGCAGCUGCAAAAAUGAGAGCUGUAAGGCUUGAAAAUGAGUCUUGCAGUAACAUUGGCUUAGAUUAUGUGAAAGAAACUAUUCCACAGGAAAGAAAUGGGGAUGCUUCUGCUAGCACGGUAAAGAUAAUUGUAGGUGCUGAUGUUGAAAUGUCAGUAACUAAUACUCGAGUGAUUACGGCAUCAGCUUUGGGAAUAUUUGCUUCUAAGUUGCGUGGGAGUUCUAUGCAGCACGUGAUAGAUCCGCUGUGGAAUGCUCUCACCUCUUUAUCAGGGGUUCAGCGGCAGGUGGCAUCAAUGGUUCUUAUAUCAUUGUUCAAAGAGAUUAAAAGCAAGGAAUCCUCUGAAACCCAUGUGGUUAUGCCUGCUUUUCCCAAUUAUGUCGAGAAGUUGCUGUUCGAUUUGUUAUCUUGUUCUGACCCUGCACUUCCAACAAAAGAUUCAGUUCUUCCAUAUUCUGAGCUCUCAAGGACAUAUACAAAGAUGCGGAAUGAGGCCAGCCAGUUAUUACGUGCCACUGAGUCAUCUGUCAUGUUCGAGAACACAUUGCCAACUAUUAAAAUAGAUGUGGAAAAAUUGACUCCUGAUGAGGCAAUCAAUUUUGCAUCAAAAUUACCAUUAUCAUGCAAUGACGGUGCUGGCGAUGAAUCUCCUGGACACAACAUUGUUGAUGAUAUUGAUUCAUUAAAACAACGACUUCUGACAACUUCAGGCUAUUUAAAAUGUGUUCAGAGUAAUUUGCAUGUUACUGUCUCGGCAUUAGUUGCUGCUGCAGUUGUCUGGAUGUCAGAGCUUCCUGCACGGCUGAAUCCGAUGAUUUUGCCUCUGAUGGCCUCAAUCAAAAGAGAGCAGGAGGAGAUAUUGCAACAGAAGGCUGCUGAAGCACUUGCAGAGCUAAUUUCUCGUUGUAUUGCACGUAAGCCUGGCCCAAAUGAUAAAUUGAUCAAGAAUAUUUGUAGUUUGACAUGCAUGGAUCCUUGUGAGACGCCCCAGGCUGGAGUCAUUGGGUCCACGGAGAUUGUUGAUGAUCAAGAUUUCCUUUCCUUUGGGAUUAGUACAGGGAAACAAAAGUCAAAGGUUCACAUGCUAGCUGGUGGUGAAGACCGGUCAAGAGUUGAGGGCUUUAUUAGCAGACGAGGUUCUGAACAUGCUUUGAAACAUUUAUGUGAGAAGUUUGGUGCUUCUUUAUUUGAUAAGCUACCAAAACUAUGGGAUUGCCUCACUGAAGUUCUCAAGCCUGGAAGUCCUGCAGAUGAACAACAAUUUGACAAAACUAUCGAAUCCAUUAAGGAUCCUCAAAUCCUUAUAAAUAAUAUCCAGGUGGUACGAUCUAUUGCUCCAUUACUGGACAAGGCAUUGCAACCUAAAUUGCUCGCACUUCUCCCUUGCAUUUUCAAAUGUGUGCGCCAUUCUCAUGUUGCAGUUAGAUUAGCUGCCUCAAGGUGUAUUACCUCAAUGGCCAAAUCAAUGACAACAAAUGUCAUGGCAGCUGUAAUUGAUGAUGCCAUUCCUAUGCUAGGGGAUGUCACAUCUGUCCAUGCCAGACAAGGUGCUGGCAUGCUUAUUAGUUCACUUGUUCAGGGAUUGGGUGUGGAGCUGGUACCCUAUGCUCGGUUACUGGUUGUUCCUCUUCUACGUUGCAUGAGUGAUUGUGACCAUGCUGUCAGACAGAGUGUAACACGUAGUUUUGCUGCUCUUGUUCCUCUUCUUCCAUUAGCUCGAGGCCUAGCCCCUCCUAGUGGACUGAAUGAAGGGUUAGCAAGAAAUGCAGAGGAUGCACAAUUUUUGGAGCAACUACUUGACAAUUCCCAUAUUGAUGAUUACAAGCUCUGCACUGAAUUAAAAGUGACAUUGAGGAGGUAUCAACAAGAAGGUAUAAAUUGGCUGGCUUUCUUAAAGCGUUUCAAGCUUCACGGAAUUCUAUGUGAUGAUAUGGGACUUGGUAAGACACUGCAAGCAUCGGCAAUUUUGGCAUCUGAUGUGGCAGAGUGUUGUGCUUUGAAUAACAAUGAGGAUGUUCAACCAUCUUUAAUUGUUUGCCCAUCGACACUUGUGGGACACUGGGCCUUUGAGAUAGAGAAGUACAUUGAUGCUUCUCUAAUUAGUACUCUACAGUAUAUUGGUUCUGCUCAAGAGCGCAUUUGUCUUCGAGAAAAAUUUCAUAAGCACAAUGUCAUCAUAACAUCGUAUGACAUGGUUCGCAAAGAUAGUGAUUAUCUUGGACGGUUCCUGUGGAAUUACUGUAUUUUAGAUGAAGGACAUAUAAUCAAGAAUGCAAAAUCCAAAAUUACAGCUGCUGUGAAGCAGUUGAAAGCCCAGCAUCGCCUAAUUCUUAGUGGAACACCAAUUCAGAACAACAUCAUGGAUUUAUGGUCCCUAUUUGACUUUUUGAUGCCCGGGUUCCUUGGAACUGACAGACAAUUUCAAGCCACUUAUGGGAAACCUUUGCUGGCUGCUAGAGAUCCUAAAUGUUCUGCCAAGGAUGCUGAAGCUGGGGUACUUGCUAUGGAAGCAUUGCACAAGCAGGUCAUGCCUUUUCUCCUACGGAGGACAAAAGAUGAAGUAUUAUCUGACUUGCCAGAGAAAAUUAUUCAAGACAGAUAUUGUGACUUGAGCCCUGUCCAGUUAAAACUUUAUGAACAGUUCUCCAGUUCCCAUGUUAGACAGGAGAUUUCAAGCAUGGUAAAGCUGGAUGAGUCAGCACAUCCAGAAGGAGGAAAUAGUGCUUCGCCAAAAGCUUCUUCACACGUUUUUCAGGCACUUCAAUACUUGUUAAAACUUUGUAGUCAUCCAUUGCUUGUUGGUGGUGAAAAAAUGCCCGAAUCACUUGUAUCCCAGUUAUCUGAACUCUUCCCUCCAAGUUGUGACAUACUUUUGGAACUUCAUAAGCUCCACCACUCUCCGAAAUUAGUUGCUCUCCAGGAGAUUCUGGAAGAGUGUGGAAUAGGUGUGGAUGCUUCAAGUUCUGAUAAUGCUGUGAGUGUCGGGCAGCACAGAGUUUUGAUAUUUGCGCAGCACAAAGCCUUUCUUGACAUUAUUGAAAGGGACUUGUUUCAUUCCCAUAUGAAGAGUGUCACAUACCUGCGGCUGGAUGGAUCUGUUGAGGCAGGAAAAAGAUUUGAUAUUGUAAAAGCUUUUAAUUCAGAUCCUACUAUUGAUGCUCUGUUGCUUACAACGCAUGUUGGUGGGCUUGGAUUGAAUCUUACAUCUGCUGACACCCUUAUUUUUAUGGAGCACGAUUGGAAUCCAAUGCGAGAUCUUCAGGCGAUGGACAGGGCACACAGGUUGGGGCAAAAGAAAGUUGUGAAUGUCCAUCGGCUUAUUAUGCGUGGCACUCUGGAAGAGAAAGUUAUGAGUCUCCAAAAGUUCAAAUUGUCGGUUGCCAAUGCGGUUAUUAAUGCAGAGAAUGCCAGUCUCAAAACAAUGAAUACAGAUCAAUUGCUCGAUUUGUUUGGAUCAGCUGAAACCAGUGCUAAGGGAGCUACUGCAUCAAAGCAUGCAGAUGGCAACUUUGAUGGAGAUCCAAAAUUAAUGGGCACUGGGAAGGGGUUAAAAGCCAUACUUGGUGGACUGGAGGACCUCUGGGAUCAAUCACAGUAUACUGAAGAGUACAAUCUAUCCCAGUUUUUGGCCAAGCUUAAUGGCUGA
Molecule: messenger RNA, 6195 nt
Organism: Dovyalis caffra
Lineage: Eukaryota; Viridiplantae; Streptophyta; Magnoliopsida; Malpighiales; Salicaceae
Source: the annotation of a GenBank genome assembly